Cokeromyces recurvatus is the source of this 816-nucleotide messenger RNA. RefSeq lists its product as uncharacterized. The transcript is spliced from 5 exons. Gene Ontology annotation, cellular component: nucleus; cytoplasm. The record is from RefSeq and is a predicted model, not a curated record. Bases 1 to 816 code for a protein of 271 amino acids. Gene Ontology annotation, molecular function: RNA binding. NCBI's taxonomy places the organism in Eukaryota, Fungi, Mucoromycota, Mucoromycetes, Mucorales, Mucoraceae.
AUGUCAUAUUCACAAAACCGUUUUAAUGCUCUUCUAAACGAAGAAGAAACUGAAAUUGAUAAGCUUGGUAAUACUAAGCCUGUUCAAAAGAAGGACAAUGAUAAACUACCUACUAGACGUGAAAUGCGUCGUAGUAGUCAACGUGGACAAGUUGCUGUUUCUCCACCUUCAAGACGUGAUCGUGGUAGUCGUAGAGAGGCUACUGAAGGUGAUGCAUCUACCUCUAAUUAUAACCAUGAAAACCCUGCUCGAUCAGACAAAUCUGGUGGCCGCUUUGAAUAUGCAGGUCGUGGACGUCAGUUUGAUCGCCACAGUGGUACUGGUAUCUAUGAUAAUGAAAAGAAGAUUAACAGAGGUUGGGGUGAAGCUGGUACUGCUGAAUUCCAAGGCGCUCAUGACGUAUUAGAUCCUAAUGACCCAGAUGCCGCUGAAACUGGUACUCCUCGUGCGGAGACACCUCAAGAUAAUACAAAAACUUUGGAUGAAUACCUUCAAGAAAAAAAGAAUACUCAAAACUUCCGUCUUGAACAAGGUCGUAAGCCUAAUGAAGGUGUUGAUGAUAGUGAGUGGAAAGAUGCUGUAGUUCUUGAAAAGGAAGAAGGUGCAUACUUUGUUGGCAAGGAAACUGAAACUAAAUUAAAAAGCAAGAAUAAGAAGGAAAAGGUUUAUUUAGAAAUUAAUCAACCUUCUCAUCGUCCUUCCCGUGGUGGUCAACGCCAAGGUCGCGGAGGACGUAAUAAUCAACGUAAUAACCGCAGCACAGAAGGUACCCUCAAUUUAUCAGAUUCUACUGCUUUCCCUACUUUGGGUGCAUAA